Molecule: messenger RNA, 1154 nt
Organism: Onychomys torridus (southern grasshopper mouse)
Lineage: Eukaryota; Metazoa; Chordata; Mammalia; Rodentia; Cricetidae
Gene: Bcl3
Product: BCL3 transcription coactivator
Exons: 5
Coding region: 1-558 (185 amino acids)
Molecular function (GO): protein binding
Source: RefSeq, a predicted model, not a curated record
AUGCAGAAUGCAGAGCGGAGCUCCAGAGUACAUCUGAGGCGUUCACGUUGGCGCCGUGCUGUGGGCUGGGACAGUCCGGCUGACCCAGGCCAGCACGGCGCCAACGUGAACGCUCAGAUGUACUCUGGCAGCUCCGCUCUGCAUUCUGCAUCGGGCCGAGGGCUUUUGCCUCUGGUGCGCACGCUGGUGCGCAGCGGGGCUGACAGCGGUCUCAAGAACUGUCACAAUGACACGCCCCUCAUGGUGGCGCGCAGCCGCAGGGUCAUUGAUAUCCUAAGGGGGAAGGCCUCCCGGGCUGCCUCAGGGUCACAGCCCGACCCAUCCCCGGACCAAAGUGUCACCACUUCCCCUGAGAGCGGUAGUCGUCUCAGCUCCAAUGGUCUCCACUCCUCGCCAAGCUCCUCACCCUCACUGUCUCCCCCGAAGGACCCUCCCGGCUUCCCAGUGAACCCCCAAAACUUCUUCCUCCCGACUACAUCUCCACCUGCCUUCCUGCCCUUCCCAGGGGUCCUCCGAAGCCCGCCCGUGCCCCCGGCCCCAGCUCCAGGAAGCAGCUGAGACGGAUGGGGGGGCAGACCCGGACUCAUGAGGAGGGGCCUCCCUGCCCUGUCGGGGGACCACUCUUCUGGAACCUGUGAGGACCUUGCUCUGCUUCCCCCGAAUCUCCAGACCAGGUUUUGCACAAGCACCUACUACUGAGCACAGAUAGCCCUAAUCUCACCCCUUGCCCAUUAUUCUCAGGCACCAGGUACCCUGUCUGGAAUCUACUAGAUGAUUGAUUCUUGGUUCCAUUCCAGGAGUGGAGGAACCAAAGGACAGCCCCUCCCCUGCCCCCUUCCACCCUGAGGAACCAGGAGGAGCACAGGGGUCUGGGGCAGCACUGAUCACAAUGUAAAUUAUUAGGUUUGGGUCAGAUUUCUUUUGUAAUAAACUAUUUUUGUACCAUAUCCCUUGCUUUGGAUCUGUCCUAGGCAGAAGUGUGCACUGAGUGACCUUGUGUCCCAAUGCCGUUGAGGGAGGGGGCUGGGGCUGGUGAUGGCUUGGCGCUAAAAUGAGUUACUAGAACAUUGUGACAUCUUCCCCGGGGAUGCUGUGGGUGUUUCUGAGGAACUCAGCAAUUUGUGGGUCACUGUGGGAACCUCAGCUGACUGUGG